Messenger RNA from Nematostella vectensis (starlet sea anemone), 1645 nucleotides. RefSeq names its product protein mab-21-like 3. The record is from RefSeq and is a predicted model, not a curated record. Lineage: Eukaryota; Metazoa; Cnidaria; Anthozoa; Actiniaria; Edwardsiidae. The transcript has a single exon. The coding region runs from base 521 to 1618 and encodes 365 amino acids.
UACACAGUUUUGUCAUGCCUGAAUGAAAAGUUUUCAAACCCACAACACUUUUGAGAGUGGAAUUAAGACCGUCGCUUCCGAUCCUUUGCAUUCAAUUAUUGGCAAUGAAAUACUAAAAGGCGACUGCUCGCUAAAAAUAAACGCUCUACGAGUUUAUGCAUAUUAAUAUCUUAUCAAAUAUCAUUUCUCCACAAGGGUUUGAUGUCUAUCAUGACGAGGGCCACUUGAAUUUCUGCCUGUCUGCGCUUGAGAUCAUAGUCCGAUCAAGUCACAGCAUCACAUACCUAAUUUAUUGAUUUAUUUUACAUCUAAUUGUUUCAACAAUCGCUAGGGGUUCGGUACCGAUAAUUAGUAUGAAUGACUCUCUCGCUUGGAGCUUGCCAAAAUACGCUAAGCAGGAGCUCUAGCGUUAAUCGUAAUUCCGACGACGCUGGGUUACAUCACGCAAUUCGUUUGGGUAAACAUUCUACGUGUAAUUCUAAGAUAAGCGUUAUAUUGCAGUUCACCACAAACGUUCAAAAUGGCCGACCGAAGACUUAAAGAUUCACUGGAACAGUUCCUUAAAACUCACUACGACGGCUUUGCAGCCCGCCGCCAGAAAAUGCUUGGGCAAGUGAAAACAGUUUUAGAAUAUCUGCUACAAGCUCUGAAAGAACGCGAUAACAUGUUUGAUUUCGAGCAUAUCAAUUCAGCCACGUUUUUCGAUGUCAAAACGAGCAACACAGUCGAAGUGUUGUUGAAUGUUCAAGGUUUUGACUCCUCGGAGAAAGCUCUGUCGAUAGAAGAUGGUCAAGCACCGCCCGGAUUUGCUGUCGCCAAGGUAAACAGCAAUGAUUGGUACGAAUGGUGUGUUUGCAGCAACUCGGGGAAAAAAUAUCUAUCUUCAAAAUUAAUCAAUGAAAAGUUGCUAGACCAUAUCAGCAAGAUCGUUAAACUUCAUGAUUUACAUAUUCAUGAUUUUUCAAUCGAUCUAGAGCAUUCUUUUGGCCAGCAGUCCACAACGUUAAAACUCAAUGUGUUAUCUGACCGCGAUAAUUAUCAUGUUGUCUUGGUACCUACAAUCCCUUGUCCUGGGCGCUGGACUUACUCUGCGCAUGCGUGGCAAAACGAGGGGUCCCAUUGGCCAAACAAGACAACGAAGCAAGCGGCGAUAGCAGACGGCAUUCAUCUCAUUGGUCGCUCCUCACACACAAAAUCGCCUAACCAUUGGCAGAUCGCCUUUCUACUGCCAAUCAGAAGACUUCUUGCCGAUAAGACAGGGUGCAAACACAAAUGCGCAAUGGUCAUGAGAAUUCUGUUGGAGAACAGUUCAACACUGCAAGAAGUGAUCGCGGGGAAUCAUCUCGAGAAUGUAUUGUUGCAUCUCUUUAAAAAGUUCCCCGUCGCUUCGUUUUGGGAUGAGGAUAGAUUUGGUCAACGAUUUCUGGACAUUGUCAACGAACUCGAUAAGUGCGUGCGAGAUAGACACUUGGCUGAUUUCUUUAUUCCUGAUCUGAACCUUUUCAAUGAUAUAGACAAACAUGCAGCACAGCUAGCGAGGGUAGAACUGCAGAAACUUACUCAGAACCCAGUCGAGUUUCUUAAACUGUCAGGAAACUCACAAAGCACGGCUUUUUGAACUGACGAUUACAUCAUGGGCUUCCUA